Molecule: messenger RNA, 2333 nt
Organism: Morone saxatilis (striped sea-bass)
Lineage: Eukaryota; Metazoa; Chordata; Actinopteri; Moronidae
Product: homeobox protein PKNOX2-like
Exons: 1
Coding region: 249-590 (113 amino acids)
Source: RefSeq, a predicted model, not a curated record
AGCAGCCAUCAGUAUCAUUGGUAACACCUAUGUUUACCCUACUAUUUCAUGUUACUGCUGUGAAAAAGGUCUAAUUGGGCAACAAUAAUACAAGGGAAAUGUGUGCUUUUUCAUGUCAGGGCCCAUUUUAGUCCGAGAUGUUUGUCCCUGUAUUGAGAUAUUCUUCAGUAUAGAUUUCAUUCUAGAGCUAAUACAUACCUCGGUUGUCUGAAAGCAGACUAAAUACUUUCUAAAUACUAUCCAGAUGAAUGCAGAUGUCUGAAUUUUUGCUAGAAUGUUCCAUUUAUAGUUUUUCUGCUCUGUUUCCCUGCCUCCCUUCAGACCCACUGAGCAUGGACAGCCUCCAGUCGCUGUCGUCGGACUCAGCCACCCUGGCCAUGCAGCAAGCCAUGCUGGGAGCGGACGACUCCAUGGACGGCACCGAGGAGGAGGACGAAGAGGAGGAGGAGGAGGAAGAGGAGGAAGGAAUGGAAGAGGAAGAUGAGGAGGAAGACGGGGAGGAGGAAAACGACAGGGGGAGGCAAAUGUCCAGCAUAGGAGGAGGGGGGAGGAGAGAUCUGAGCAUGGAGCACAGAGAGGAACUGGAGUAGUGGAAUAGAGUAUGAACUUUGACCUCAGUUGUCCCUCUCAGUUCGGCUAUAUUCAAACUCAACUAGGACGACUCAAAUGCUAAGUGACUCUUGAGAGCAUUUAAGGGUGUAUUUCUCCAAAUUCAUCAGAGACUCUUGUGCAGAGCCACCAUGGAGUCUAAUUGGACACACCAUGAUCAUGAUUAUAGAGGAUGAAUAAUAGUUUACUGAUGAAUAUGUGUUGUUUCAUUUGACUAUAGUAUGUUUUCAUGCAGUGAGCUCUUGAAAUAUUUGGAUAGUAGCACAUUUCUUUACUCUUCAGUCUGUUAUCUGUGGGAGGAAAUGGCACAGGAACUAAAAGGUUGAAAAGAUUACUGCUGGUUUUAAAUUGAGUACUGUUAGAGCGACAGAAAAAAAGAUGAUUAUGUCCGGUGCUUUCAGAGAGCCAUGACAUUUUCAAGCUGUUUUGAAUUCAGGUUAAAGUGAAGUGAAAAAGGAAAUGCUAGACGGGACAAUGAGGAGUGUUGAGUUGUUGCACAAGGAUCCAAAAAAUCUUUGCACAGUGAGAAGUUUUGACUUGUGAAAAACAACUGCUUAAAGGUUAUAUAUAGAAAUUCACUUGCCACUUGGUGUUGCACUAGAGCACCAGCAUCUCAAACCAAAACAAUGGGACAGAAACAAAAUAAAACUUUUCAGUCUUUCCAACAAUCACCAACUCUGGUUUUGUCAAAUUAAACCUCAACUCACUAAGUUACAUGUGAAAAUAUUCUUGAUAUCGUAAUAUAACUUGCCAUACUCCAUGCUCAUUUUGCCUCUCAGAAUAUCCGUAAUGUAUCACAUAGUAACUCCAUUCAAAGUGCUUGUUUUGGCCACUGACAGACUCAGAUUGUUAUUCUAAACAUCUGACAACACUAAGGAAAGGGUGCCUACAGAAAUAUUACAUUUUCUUUAACCAGAAACAGCCGUAAUUUUGCUAUCGCUCACUACCUACGCUAAUUGUUUUUACUAAAAAAAAUAAAAACAAAAAAAUGUCACCAAAAACAUCUUUGUUAGUCUUUCCACUCUUCCAACAAUCACAAACUCUGGUUUGAUUCUGGUUUAAAUCCUUAAUUCACCAAUGUAGAUGAUAAAAGCAGUUUCAGUCACUCUCCUCAGCUGCACAGGGAGCAGACCGGCUAUGGAAACAAAGCACAGAGAGCGGAGGGAGUAGUGUAACGACAUUGUCAGCUCAGGACACAAUGACUCCACUGUAACUUUACAUAGCAAAUUGUUGUUGUUUGCUAUAUUAAUGUUUCUCUAUAUAUAACCUUUAAUUGAAUGUAAUCUGUCUAAAUAUUUUGGCAGCAUGAAAUGAGUUAUGAAAAGGGGCUAUAGGUUUUUUUUAACUGUUCGUUUCAUGUGACUCAAAGUAGGUCUCACUUUUCAACUGACAAGUCUGCACUUUAACUUUACAGUUAAUGUGUCAUUUCACUUCCUAAAAUAAGAAUGAGGAGUCAAAGGGAAAAAAAGGGUGUGAUGCUGUCCAAAUAUCUGCAGAAGUGACUAUAUGUUGGCUUCUACUGCUGGGACAUCAUUCACGCCUUUUUAAAUGACUCAUAGGUUCUCAGGUCGAACAACACUCGGCAUGUCUCUUCCUCAUGAGUGCAACACUUGACUCAUUGCUGCAGCAAACCUUUUUCGAGCAUGACUUUUGAAACAUGUUUUUUUCUUAUCCCAUAAGCAAAAAAAAAAAAAAAAAACUAGGAACCCAGUGUAUACAGACUG